This is a messenger RNA of Rubroshorea leprosula, 1246 nucleotides long. The record is from the annotation of a GenBank genome assembly. Lineage: Eukaryota; Viridiplantae; Streptophyta; Magnoliopsida; Malvales; Dipterocarpaceae.
ACCAAAGGAAAUCGAAAUCAAAACAUCAAGAUUCCAGUGAAAAUUAAUGUUUUUGGUCUCACAAAUUGCCAACUAUAAGUUAAACAUAUGAUGAUCAUCUGUUCUUGUUUCUCAGUUUUUUCUUUCAAAGAUUUCAUUCUCUCUUCCAAUGGCAGACAACUUACCUGCUCCGAUUUGUGUUCUUAAAGUGAAUAAUAUCCAGUGUUGUGAUACAUGUCCCAAGAAAUUGAAGAAGUUGUUAGAGAAAAUUAAUGGGGUUAAGACUGUAACCGUAGAUGCAAAAAAUGGGUUGGUUACUGUCUCCGGCGCCGUUGACCCAUCCGUGCUGAUUGAGGCCAUAGCAAAGAAGCGCAGAAAGGCGGAGUUGUUACUCUAUGAGAAGGAGCCCAAUAAGGUAGACUUAGACAUAGUCAGUGACAAAUGCAAGAUACUUAAUGGAGGAAGAAAGGAACCCUGUUUUAAUUGCUCCGGUGGCAGUAAUGGUAAUCAUGACAGAAGAGAUGGUGGCCAGAAGCGGGGCAUGAAGUCUGAGAGGAAUGUUGUUGAAGCCAGAGUGUCGACUUUCCAAACUCAACCACCAGGAGCAGGGUUUGAAGGUUCUGAUGGCGGUCAUAACCGUGGAGACAGCUUCCAGCGGUCUGGCAUGAAAGAAAAGGAAUUUAUUGAACCAAGACCAUUGGGUGGCUUCGGAGGACCAGGACCAGAAUUUGCAGGGUGGCGGUCGCAGUUGCCUCCAGUUGGGUACCAACCGCCACCAGGACCGAGAUUCGCUGGGCCACCAAUGCAGCCCCCAGCUGGGUACCGACGACGGCCAGGACUUCAUCAGCCUCUACAGCAGCCAUUUGCGUACCAACAUCACCCUGCGUUUUAUCCUCAUCAACCACCACCACCAAUCCAGACAACAAGGCCACAACAUUAUCAGCCACCACCUAUUCAGCAAACAAUUCCACCACUGCCGUAUCCAUAUGAUAUCUACCAGAAGAAAAAUGAACCUCCACAGGGGGGCAACCCCAUGCUUCACUUGUUUCGCGACGACAAUGUAAACUCUUGCAGCAUAAGCUGAUUAGUGACGAUCAGCAAGAACAUUUUGUGGGGAUUUUGGGUUCGCACAAGAAUAUAUACAUAGACCGAAUGUUUAUGGAUAUGAUUUUUGAACUAUACAUAUGGAUUUUUCAUGGUGUGCAAUCUAUGGUAGGUUUGUGUGGACUGUGGAGAGUGUUUAACAUAACAAAAUAUUUGGAUUAGG